Molecule: messenger RNA, 1947 nt
Organism: Penicillium maclennaniae
Lineage: Eukaryota; Fungi; Ascomycota; Eurotiomycetes; Eurotiales; Aspergillaceae
Product: putative manganese ion homeostasis (Fr)
Exons: 3
Coding region: 1-1947 (648 amino acids)
Biological process (GO): GPI anchor biosynthetic process
Cellular component (GO): endoplasmic reticulum
Molecular function (GO): hydrolase activity
Source: RefSeq, a predicted model, not a curated record
AUGAGCUACGCCUAUCCCCGCAACACGGGCGCUUCCUCUCUUCCUUCCUUCAAUUCAAAUCCUUCAUCCGGAGGUCUGGUCAACCAGGCUUGUAAUCGGGUGAUACCCGCAGCCAAACAAUGGAUUGAGGAGGGUGUCGAUACGAUACUGUCGAGUAGACCAAGGACUAGGGACGAGGCCAGGAAUCAGGCGAAGGUGUUAUUGAAGAGCCUGUUUUCGAUCCCUAGUGCCGUUGUUCUACUCUGGGUCUUUACGCUGUGGUGGGGCGAAAGGACCGUCUUCCAAGAAAGUAUAGAUGCUUGUGCUUGGGAGACUUGGGAGACAUGGCCUCAAGGUGCAACGCCGCAUCGUAUCGCUUUCGUCGCUGAUCCCCAGCUUGUCGAUCCUCACACCUACCCUGGUCGCCCUUGGCCACUCUCAACGUUGACCGUGCAAUAUACUGAUCAAUACAUGCGACGGUCUUUUUCACAUAUUCAAAAGAAUUUGGUGCCUGAUUCAGUGUUGUUUCUCGGCGACCUUUUCGAUGGAGGAAGGGAAUGGGCUACGACGACGACCACCAGCCCAGAGCAGCGCUACAAGAAGAUCGAUGAUAAUUUCUGGAAGAAGGAAUAUGGGCGAUUCAUCAAAAUCUUCUUGGAUCCCUGGUUGAAUCAGGACUAUGAGCCGUUUGACAAUCGGGGUCGCAAAUUGAUUGCUAGCCUACCGGGAAACCACGACCUCGGAUUCGGGAAUGGGAUCCAGGAGCCUGUUCGCCAGCGAUUUCAAGCUUACUUUGGCGAAGGUAAUCGCGUGGAUAUUAUUGGGAACCACACAUUUGUAUCGGUGGAUACACCCUCAUUGAGCGCGCGAGACCAGCCGGAUCCUGAGACGGGUAGCUCUAGUUCCAGCAACAAAUUGGAUGAGCCCUGGCCACUUUGGAAAGACGCGGAUGAUUUCCUGAAUCAGGCGUCCUUGUACAAAGCGAAAGCCGAGAACGAGGAAUUGUUGGCGCUGCGAAAUCAGUCGGAGAAAACCAAGUUCGAGCAUCGCGUUGUGGAUGCAUUGGAGGAUGUUAUCAAAGAGAAUCCCAAGCCCGAGAGCGUCGGGUUUCCUACUAUUCUUCUGACGCAUGUGCCUCUGUUCCGCAAGCCUGCGACUCCGUGCGGACCGCUUCGAGAACGGUCACCACCUGCUGCGCCAGACCUCGAAGAAGACGAGCCGAACUCGCUGAGUAUCACUGGCGGUUAUCAGUAUCAGAAUGUGUUGACUCCGACCAUCUCAACGGAGUUGAUCAACAAGGCAGGCCCGAAUGUUGUACAAAUAUACUCUGGUGAUGACCAUGAUUACUGUGAAAUCUCGCACCGCGAGUUCAACGGCUCUCCUAAGGAGAUCACCGUCAAAAGUAUCUCAUGGGCCAUGGGAGUCCGCCAUCCAGGCUUCGUCCUCACCAGUCUUUGGAACCCCAUCGAUCCACAGACAGGCGAGUCCAUACAAAAAGGAUCUCAACCUACCGUUCAAAAUCACCUUUGCCUGCUGCCCGAUCAGCUAGGCAUCUUUAUUCACUACGCCGUGAUACUCGGCCUCAGCAUGCUCGUCCUCCUCAUGAGCUCAACCUACCACGUCGUCUUCGCCCCGAGACCCCUUCAAGUGGCUCCUAUCUCCCCCUCACCGAACGCCGCUCCCACUCCCCCCGGCAUCAGUACCAGGCCUCCGGCGGCCUCGCCAGCCGCGGUGGCCUUAAUGCGCCCCGCUACCCCAGCGCCAAGUCUCACCACGAUACUUAUCGGGGUCUCAGAUCGCGAUGAUCACGGGUCGCCGGGCCUGAAAGACAAGAACUUGUACCGGCCCGCCCGUCCGGCCGGCGUCCGACAACAUGCCCUAUUCAUCGGCCGGGAUUUGGUCCGGUCGAUUCGCGUUGUCGCGGGGGUCGUUCUGUCUGUGUACUUCCUUUUGAUCUGGCGCUGGUAG